Vigna angularis (adzuki bean) is the source of this 1256-nucleotide messenger RNA. RefSeq names its product bifunctional riboflavin biosynthesis protein RIBA 1, chloroplastic-like. The record is from RefSeq and is a predicted model, not a curated record. Gene Ontology annotation, cellular component: chloroplast. Gene Ontology annotation, molecular function: 3,4-dihydroxy-2-butanone-4-phosphate synthase activity. Gene Ontology annotation, biological process: riboflavin biosynthetic process. Lineage: Eukaryota; Viridiplantae; Streptophyta; Magnoliopsida; Fabales; Fabaceae. The coding region runs from base 147 to 1088 and encodes 313 amino acids. The transcript is spliced from 5 exons.
GGAAAGGUUGAUAAUUAGUCUGUAGAUUUGUUGAUCAAUUCUCUAACCAAGAGCACUAUGUUAAAAAAUUUCACUCAUUUGGAACAAAUUUGUAGUUAGUUAUUGUUGUAGAUGAUGAAGACAGAGAAAACGAGGGUGAUCUAAUAAUGGCAGCAUCAAUGGUAACACCAAAAGCAGUUGCAUUUAUUGUGAAGCAUGGAACUGGGAUAGUGUGUGCGAGCAUGAAAGAACAAGACUUGGAGAGGUUGCAACUCCCAUUGAUGGUGACGCAGAAGAAUAAUGAAGAAAAACUCUGCACCGCAUUCACAGUGACAGUGGAUGCAAAGCAAGGCACUAGAACAGGAGUGUCUGCUGAAGAUAGAGCAACAACAAUCUUGAAACUUGCAUCAAGAAAUUCGAGGCCUGAUGAUUUCAGUCGGCCAGGUCAUAUAUUUCCUCUGAAGUACAGGGAAGGAGGGGUUCUAAAGAGACCUGGGCACACGGAAGCUUCAGUUGAUCUUGUUGUGUUGGCUGGCUUGGAACCUGCUGCAGUUUUAUGUGAGAUAGUAGAUGAUGAUGGUUCAAUGGCCCGGUUACCAAAGCUUCGACAAAUGGCAAAGCAAGAAAACCUGAAAAUCAUUUCCAUUGCUGAUUUAAUAAGAUACAGAAUGAAGAGGGAGAAGUUGGUAGAGUGUGCUUCAGCUGCACUGGUAUUCACCCUGUGGGGACCUUUCAAAGCUUAUUGCUAUCGGUCAUGUCUCGAUGGGAUUGAACAUAUAGCGAUGGUCAAAGGUGAGAUAGGUGAUGGGAAGGAGGUACUUGUUAGAGUACAUUCAGAAUGUGUGAUUGGUGACAUUUUUGGGGCCACAAGGUGUCAAUGUGGAAACCAGUUAGUGGUUGCAUUGAAGCAAAUAGAAGCAGCAGGUAGGGGUGUCUUGGUGUAUCUUCGAGGACACGAAGGUCUUGGCUUAGACCACAUUUUACAUGAUUGUCACUCUGAAGAUGACAAGUACGAGGAAUUGCAUGUACCUGUUGAUUCUACUGAGCACCGUAUUGGAGCACAGAUACUACGAGAUCUAGGGGUUCAUACAGUAUGCUUGAUGACAUAAAAGAAUGGUGCUGAGUACGAAGUUCCCAAAGGUUAUGGCUUUAACGCUUGGAGGAAAGGUUCCUCUUUUGAGACCACUAACCAGACAUCCUAGAUUAAGCAUUUAAGAUUGAUACUUUUGAUUGGUUUUGGAUUUCAUCAAUAUAACACAACAUUUUAUCUUGUGUAA